Molecule: messenger RNA, 3433 nt
Organism: Megalobrama amblycephala (Wuchang bream)
Lineage: Eukaryota; Metazoa; Chordata; Actinopteri; Cypriniformes; Xenocyprididae
Exons: 17
Coding region: 235-2823 (862 amino acids)
Source: RefSeq, a predicted model, not a curated record
CUUCGAAUGUUAUCACUCGAUUGAAUGGGCGUUAUCAGUGGUUAUCAGCUCAUAGAUAUGGGCCAGAAGGGGCCUGCUGCGCCUACUGGUAGGCUCAGAUGGCUGUUAUCAUCCAUCUACAUGGUUAAUCACCGAUACAAAUACAAGAGACGAUUCCAGAUCCAAUCAGAUCGGAAGUUCACUGGAUGACGCGGCAUCGUUGCGGUAUUUCCCGCCGGUUGAUAUUUUUCAGAUAUGGGAAAAGCACGUUUGAGGAGUGUAAAGAUUAAGGUGGUGAGGAGGUGUAUCACUGGCCCUGCAAAGGUUUCGUACCUUAGUCAUUGUCUUCCCCAGCCCAACUCCAAACAGACUUCCAAACCUUGCAUGUCUAUUACACCUCAACAGGCUGAACAUGAUGAUGUGGCACCGAGUUCAUGUUCUGAGACUGCAUACAGUAAGGCAAAGAAGAGAGAGCUUCAUGCCUGGGAUGCAGUCAAGGAUGACAUGCUUAAAGUGUCUUUUGAAUGUUCAGCACCAUUCACUACCCAGUGUGUUGUCUGCCUAGAACAGGCUGAUUAUAGGUGCAUUGAGUGCAGCACCACUGCAGUGUUUUGUGGGGCUUGUCUGAAGAAGACUCACAGAAAUUCACUGCAUCUUCCUGAUAAGUGGAAUAAUGCCUACUAUGAGCCAUCCUCCCUGGGGUUAUUCCUAUAUUUACCUGAAGGCCAUGGCACCCAUGCUGUGUAUACAAAGGACAUGAAGGUCAUUGUCAGUACAGGACGGCUCUGCACCGUCACAGUCAAUAUGUGUGCGUGUGAACCAGAAACCUGCACUCUGCUAAGGUAUGGGCUCUGGCCAGCAUCAGCCGACAAGCCCCAGACAGCCUUCUCCAUCCCUCUGCUAGAGCUUUUUGUUUGUCUGUCACUGGAGUGUCAGGUUUCUGUUGAGGGUUUUUGCAACACCCUGCGCUGGAAAAAUAACCUCACACUUGCAGAGGUUAACACACUCUACAGAGCCCUGGUGGGAGAAUCCAUAUCCCAUUUUAGGCAUCACCACUUCCGACAAAGAAGUUUGGUAGAUAUUUGCCCUCAAUUAGAUGAUGGGACCAUAUGCCCAGCAUGUCCAAAGGCGGAUGGAGAUAUGAUUGUGACAUUGGAUGCCAACUUUGGCCUUGUGAGGAAGCAAAGCUCAGGUACAAGUGUGGUUGAGCCAUUACAUGGAACCCGCAUGUUUGUUGAUGAAAAGGAUGUAGAAGAAUACCUGCUAUCACAUCUUGACAGCUCAAAGCCUCACGAGGACUGCAGUAACUUCAAGGCUGGCAACAUGCUGAGGUCACAAAAACAAGCAAAGAAACUUGAUGUUACAGGAGUGUUUGGAGCUUCUUGUCGUCAUGAAAUGCCCCUAAUGUUUGUCAACAUGAGCCAAGGAGAACGAUUAGCCUAUCCCCUGUAUGUCAUCGAUGAGCUACUUCGAAGAUGUGAGGACAAGAACAUACACCUGCGAGUAGUCUAUGACAUUGCCUGUGUUGUUGCCUCACAUUUGCAUAAAUCAGGGGAGGGCAUACCACACAACAUCUCCUUGGCUGUACCAGCAUUUCACGUUUAUGGACACAAAUUGCCCUGCCAGAUCAAGUACAGCACCAGGCGGCUUGAUGGGUUUGGGCUCACAGACGGGGAAGGAAUGGAAAGGCUGUGGUCUUUCAUCCGAAGAUUUGCCAGAGUCACAAAGGAGAUGACACCAUCUCACCGCCUUGACCUGUUGACUGAUGCCCUUUUGCAUUAUGGACGGAGGAAAUCAACUGACCUAGAGAUGCAGCUCCUGCAAAGACUAGACAAAGCAGAGAAAAUAUCGAUUCUCGCUCAAGAAGACAUCUCAUCUGUCAUCAGAGAAGCACCAGUGUUGGUUUCUGAGGAAGACAUGGAGAAAUGGAAGAAAAGGGAGAUGGAGCUAGCCCAACAGAAACAAAAACCAAUAAACACUGUCUGUAGAUGGAAAAGGGACUACAUCAUCAAGCUGAUUCAGUUCUACAAGUUCAAAUCUGGGACUCGUGAGCCAUACAUGGAGUGUGAAACAGAAAUUGAGGACUCUCUGCUGAACAUGGAGAAAAAACACCGGAUUGGGAGAAGAUGGCAAGAAUCUGAUUCAGACUUCCAGUCUACCCUUAAAGAUGUUGACUGUGAGCUCAGAGGUCAGCUGAUCUGCAAGGCUAGAACUGAAUCAAGGGAGAGAGCAGUCCUCCUCCAUCUGAAAAGAAAAUAUCCAGAUGGGCAGGGCAUUGCCAUUAGACUGUCCAAGCAGGUAGCCAGCUCCAACAAGAGACUGAGACAGGCAAUAAAAGAAUACAACAGCAUUCAGUGGCCACCGCAGAUGAGCAUCUUCCCUGCAACAAUUGAUUUUCAGGAAGCAUGUGAUCCCUCUUGGCAUGUCUACUUCUGCUUUGAUGACACUAUUGAAGAAGAUAAUGUUUCGAGGAGUCUAAAAAGGCGAGGGAUUGAUGCCUUACAUAUGAAGACACGAGCAGCUGAGGAAAAGCACAUGCUUUACCAGGAAAUGAGAACUAUAGCUGAACACCUCCAUCAGCAGCAUGCCAUUCUGUGCUCUGCCAUCAAAGACACAGAUCAGCCUGGAGCAAAAGCUGCUCUCAUCCAACGUCUCCAUCAGCUGGAAAGAAAACGACAUCAAGCCACUGUGAUGUUUCACCCACAUGUACCAGACAUUGUUCCUGCAGACAACCCCUACUUGUUUCAGGCCCUCCCCAUGUCAAGCAUACAGACACUGGUAUACAAUGAUGAUGGUGAUAAUGAUGACAGUGAGGAUGAUAAUGAGGAUGACAAUGAUAACUAGGACUGUAAGCACUGGUAUGACAGGACAGGGCCUGUAUUUACAAAGAUUCUCAGAGUAGAAGUCCCAACUGUCCUAAAAUCUGCAGACUGAAUAUUCAAACCUGUUUUUAGGCUGAGGUGCACAACAAGCACUUCAUAAACUUUUUUGAAUCCAAAGAAAUUAUUCUGAUCUCUGUUAACAGUCCAGUUUUGUCUGAUAUCAUUAUAUUAUAUGAAAAAAGAAUGAUGUCUUAAAGUGUAAAUACAAAGUGGUAAAUAUAUAUGUUGCUGCAGAUCAUAGAAACCUUUCAUGGUGGAGGAAUAUGAUUACUGCCUGCCUUGUGCAGAUGUGUUGUUUUACUAGGUCUGAUCUAUUUUAAAACUUGGGUACUGUAUUUAAGCACAGAUAUUGCCACUAGUCUGUGUGAGUACAAAAUAGUUUUUACGAUAUUGUGAUAUUAAUUAUUUACUGUAAUGUACAAAUGUGUUCAGUGUUUGAGAGCUGUGUUGUUUUUGUGAGCUCACCAAACCAAAUCCCCUUCGACUGAGUUGAAAUGACAAUAAAGAAUUGAAUCUUGAAUCCUCUGAAACAACUAUAAGUUUGCAAAAAUAAAAGGGAACAUGCAGGUGUA